Messenger RNA from Entamoeba invadens IP1, 1129 nucleotides. RefSeq lists its product as hypothetical. The transcript is spliced from 2 exons. The annotation marks the transcript as partial. The record is from RefSeq and is a predicted model, not a curated record. NCBI's taxonomy places the organism in Eukaryota, Evosea, Mastigamoebida, Endamoebidae.
AUGAGCAAGUGCGAAGAAGAACUUCAGGUGAUGCUUUUGCAAUAUGUCAGAGAGAAAUACGGGCAGAAAGCGUUCACACAAAUAUCUGCAGAACUCAAAAUAUUCUUAGACACGACUCACGUCUUCAAUUUAGUCGAUACCGAUAAGUUGGAGGAGUUGGACGAGUACUUGUCGUCAUUUGUCGAUUUAAAGAACAACAACGACACCACUUUGUUAUACCUCAUCCGUCGGUACCUCAUUUUAAGGUACGCGCAAAUGCACGACUACGUUGAAGGGAAGAAGUACUACACAAAAUUGUCGCAACUUCCCCAAUUCGAGAAGGAAGUAACUGACAAGACGAUCCUCUCGUCCAUCUUUUUCGACCCAACCCUUUGUGAGACUGAAAUAAAGAAGAUGGGCAAUUUGGAAGAGUACAGGAAAACAAAGCUGAGACUCCAAAUCAGUGACCUCAUCAAUACAAGCGAAAAUUUGAAGAAAUAUCUUUCAAUUGCAAAUGUCGACGGGAAGUUAAUCAAACGACUUGUCUCCGACGGGGUGAGGUAUAGGCACGUGAAAGUAUGCCACGGAAGUCCCAGCGACGACAUUUCAUUGCUCUCUCUUAUCUCUGGUGAGCAUAUCCACAAAAAUGAGAAUAAGCCCGUCUACACAAGUUCGUGGAAAUGCAGUCCAAUCGAUGUCUUAGGAAAGUCGACGACAUUUGAACUCUCAGAUUCUAUCCUUUUUAUCGGAAUGAAAAAUAUGAGAAUGGUCAUCGUUCAUCUCUCACGUGGAGAGGUGAUUUGUGAUUUGAAAGUUGCGGCGCCCAUUUUGAAGUUUGCGGUGUCUGUGCCGUUCUUUGCGACGCUCAGCGAGACUUCUUUGUCGGUUAUGAGUCUUUGUUGCUCGGGGAUAUCCGAGUUGUGUCGCCUCACCUGUCACGGCGUGACGGGUGUUGAGUUCAUCAAAGGCACAUCGCACAUAGCGUACGUUGAAAACACCAUUUUGAGGAUUUAUGACUUCAUUUUGAAGAAGGAAAUCUUCACGCAUCAGAACGUUAUUGGGGUGAUACCACAAACAAAGAACGGCACGAUUGUGGCAGUUCUGAAGAGCGAUAUGGUUCUUAUCGGGUCUCAAUUUAGUCAGCCGUAUA